AUGGACGAAUCGAAAAGCUUACCAAAGCAGAACGCCGACUCCUGGAACUCAGUGAGAUACUAUAUCGACAGUACUCUUGAUCCUAGCUUAAAACAUUUGGUAGAGAAGAUUCUACCUUUAGCAACAUAUUAUGCCUCUGUGAACGAUUUUGUAGAGGUCUACUCACGAUUUGAAUACGGCACAAUUAACCAUGCUCUUUGUGCUGCUAUACAAGUAUUCUUGAAAGAAUAUUUAUCAUUCAUUGCACAGCUUGAGCAUCAGUUUCAAACAAGCACAACAUUCACACUCCAAAAAAUAUGGUUUUACGCACAAGAUACAUUAAAGAUUAUGAAGGUUCUCCACGAUUUAUCAAUUACAAUUCGAUCAAUUCAGAUUCCACCCAAAAGCGAUCAGGAUAUUGAUGCUGUGAUAGAAGGCUUGCAACAAGAAGAAACUUCGGAUGAGCCACAAAUCCCAGUGGAACGUAAAGGCGGUGCUAUAUUGAACAUUUUAUCGGAAAGAUUAAUCGGAUUGAGCGGGGAUCCUGAUUGUAAAAAGAUUUACGCUUUCCUGCUCUCGAAGGCAUCCGUACCUUAUUUCGAAAUACUUAAUGCAUGGAUAUAUCAUGGAGAAAUCAAGGAUCCUUACAGCGAAUUUAUGGUUUUGGAAAAAAGAAAUGUGAAAAAGGAGAAUCUUAAAGAAGAUUAUAAUGACACUUAUUGGGAGAUGCGCUAUACGAUUCGUGAAGGAGGAGUACCUGAAUUUCUUGAUAAUAUGAAGAAGCAGAUUUUACUGGCUGGUAAAUAUUUGAAUGUGGUACGCGAAUGUGGUGUCAGCAUUGCAGAUCCUGAGGAAAUGCAAAAUAAAAUGUCAGGCUUGGUACAAAACCUAAGUCUUAACCCAGAAAGCGGACGAGGAAACACCAAUGGGCAAUUUAUGCCGACUAGAAGUGAUGUCUGGGUGGCUGUAAAUGGUAGCCAAUUUGUUAAGAAUCUAGAAAUCGCUUAUAAAUACGCAAAUCAAACUCUUUUAAACCUGUUAAUGAAAGACCAGCAAUUGAUUGAACGUUUACGCUCUAUCAAACAUUACUUCUUUCUUGAUCAAUCAGAUUUCCUCACAUCAUUUUUAGAUUUGGCAAAGGACGAAUUAAAGCUACCUAUUUCGAAAAUCCCACAAAAUCGUCUUCAGUCAUUAAUGGAUCUUGUUUUACGAAACCCUUCUUCUGUAUCAGCAUAUGAUUCUUUUAACGAAGACGUGAAGGUUUCAAUGAGUCCUUUACGAUUGAUAGAUCAACUUUUAUGUAUCAUCAGCUUAAGCGGUAAAGAUAAUAACGGGUCAAGGGAUGGAUCUGAACGUAGCUACAGCCUAUCUAGCAGCAUGAUGUCGUCCAUGUCAGCACUUCCAACUAGUGACCUUUCUGGAUACGAGGGGCUGGUGUUAGAUUAUACUGUCACAUUCCCACUAUCUCUCAUUAUUUCACGUAAAGCGCUUACCAAAUACCAGCUUUUAUUUCGCCACAUCUUAAAAAUGAAGCACGUCGAAGAUUUAUUAUGUAAGGCAUGGACUGAGCAGAAAAAUACUCUUUGGAAAACACGAUCAACGAACCCUCGAAUUGAACAAUGGAAAUCCAAGAUUUUCUCUCUUCGAAAUAGAAUGCUGAAAUUUGUACAACAAUUUGCUUAUUAUGUCACAAAUGUGGUGUUGGAACCUAAUUACUGUCGUUUGGAAACUCAGUUAACAACGCUUGCCACUGUUGACCAAGUGUUGCAGUACCAUUCCGAUUUCUUAGAUAACUGUUUGAAAGAGUGCAUGCUGACUAACUCUAAGCUACUUCGCGUAAGUUUUUAG
Messenger RNA from Mucor mucedo, 1827 nucleotides. RefSeq names its product gamma-tubulin complex component protein. Gene Ontology annotation, biological process: meiotic cell cycle; cytoplasmic microtubule organization; spindle assembly. Gene Ontology annotation, molecular function: microtubule minus-end binding; gamma-tubulin binding. Bases 1 to 1827 code for a protein of 608 amino acids. The transcript is spliced from 5 exons. The record is from RefSeq and is a predicted model, not a curated record. Gene Ontology annotation, cellular component: spindle pole; equatorial microtubule organizing center; centrosome. NCBI's taxonomy places the organism in Eukaryota, Fungi, Mucoromycota, Mucoromycetes, Mucorales, Mucoraceae.